ACUGGGGACUGGAAUUUCCUUGGAGGCAUUCUGGAGGAAGUUCACAUCCACUCCACCAUAAUUGGAAAGAUCUGGCUCACCACCCUGUUCAUAUUCCAUAUGCUUGUUCGGGGUGCAGUAGCUGAAGAUGUCUGGAAUGAUGAGCAGUCUGGCUUCAUCUGUAGUACAAAACAACCUGGGUGCAGAAAUGUAUGCUAUGACCGGGCUUUUCCCAUCUCCCUCAGAUACUGGGUUCUGCAGGUGAUUUUUGCGUCUUUACCAUCCUUGGUCUACAUGGGCCAUGCUUUGUACUGACUAAGAAUUCUGGAGAAGAGGCAGAGGGAGAAAGUUCAACCAAGAGGAGAACUGGAGGGGGUAGAGUUUGAACUGUCUUGGGGUUGGAGGAGAUUGAAACAAGAACUUUAUCCUGGAUUUCAUAUAGAGCCUCUAUUUAAAUGCCAUGGAUAUCCAUGUCCAAAUAUAAUUGAUUGUUUUGUCUCAAGGCCAACAGAAAAGACAAUAUUCCUAUUAUUUAUGCAAUUCAUAGCCACUGUGUCACUUUUCUUAAAUGUCCUAGAAAUUUUCUACCUAGGCUUUAAAAAGAUUAAAAGAGGACUUUGGGGACAAAAUAAAUUGAAGGAUGAGCAUAAUGAAUUCUAUUCAAACAGGUCAAAACAAAAUCUUGCCAAAUACCAGAGCACAUCUGCAAAUUCACUGAAGCAACUUUCUGCACCUGAUUAUGAUCUGAGAGUGGAAGAGCAAACAUAUACAACAGUGUAUCCUAGAUUCAAUUCCUCUGCAUUUCAGGCAGAUCCUAACAAUCACAAUAGAAAUGAUGAGAAAUACAUUUUGGAUGAACAGGAAACUGUACCUUCUAAUGAGAUGUGCACACUUGGUACUACCUGUAGUCAUAUUCAACACAUUGGCUCAAGUACUAAUGAAAACACUCAUAAAAAACCUAGAAAAGGAAUUAAUGGUAACCAGUUAAGGAAAAAAAGAGAAACUGACAGCAAAGACAGCAAAAGAAACCAUUACGCUACAGGUCACUGUAUCAUUCUAGGUGUUGCUAUAGAUCUGGACAACCACGUGGGUCAAUCACCCCAAACAGUUUUCUCUCUGCCAGUUAACUGCAUCGGGGAACCAAGGUGGCUUCGUGCUACACAGAGUUCCUCUACAGAAGAUGAAAAUUGGGUGUCACCUCUGUCACCUCCUAAAAGUAGCCUCAAGAGUCAGUUCACAGAAGGCACAAUUAGAACCCUUUCUUCUUUACAAGGAGAAUUCCAACAAUUUGACAUUCCAGACACUGCUGAUUCUUUGGGAGAGCUGUCCUUGGGAUCUGAGUUGGUCAGAACCUGCAAUAAUCCUCCUACUGCUUGUCCUCCAAAACAUGUUGCCAACAAUCUCAUUAGUAGGUGGGCUCGGACAGACCUUCAGACCUGAACUGUUGGCUUUUAGACAUUCUGCAUAUUAUAUCAUCACAGAAGUAGCCUAGUGAGAGCGGAACACAGACAAAACAGAUAAGGACAGCUCUAAAGACCAGAUGUUAACAUGGGCAAAUGCAAAUCCAUUUUAAAAAGGGAAAAACAGUUCCAAUUCUGAAUUGUGAAGGAGUAGCUUUAAAAACAAUAGCAUAGAGUUACCAAAUCAAGAUUACUUUUUUCCGAGCUCCCUUGAGAAUUUGUGAAAACUGAGUUUGGGGAAAUCAUAUGUUCAGAAUUGAGACUAAAUGGAUUGGAACGAAGUUUUUCUCUGAAGGGGUCA
Messenger RNA from Pteronotus mesoamericanus, 1740 nucleotides. RefSeq names its product gap junction protein alpha 9 (gene GJA9). Gene Ontology annotation, cellular component: connexin complex. Gene Ontology annotation, molecular function: gap junction channel activity. NCBI's taxonomy places the organism in Eukaryota, Metazoa, Chordata, Mammalia, Chiroptera, Mormoopidae. The record is from RefSeq and is a predicted model, not a curated record. Gene Ontology annotation, biological process: cell-cell signaling.